AUGAAGGCCCUGCAAAAAUCUAUAGCGAAGCUGGCAAUUGGAGAAUGUUCCGCGUACCAUGACCUUGACAUCGUUCCGAUCACUUUCCAGUUCUGGAUGCGGCACGCAUUGAGCAUAGGAAAACGGCCUUCCGUUUCGCCACUAUUCCUCGAUGCAUACAGGUCGUUGAUGCGUGUCAUGAUUAGACACCUUUACUUUCCUGAAGAUCCUAGUAAAAUGGCACCUCAGGAGGCGGACGAUUUCAGAUCUUUCAGGCAUGUCAUGGGAGACACUCUCAAGGACUGCUGCUUCGCAUUAGAGGAAGCAUGCGCCGGGAGACCAGUGUCAUGGCAAGAGAUUGAAGCACCUCUGUUCUCUUUGCGUUCUAUGGGUGCCGAGAUAGAUCCUUCGGAUGACCGUGUCAUUCUAAAAAUCACGGAUUUAAUGCCUUCGCUUGCAGACUACCCUCGGGUGCGAUAUGCUGCAAUCAUGGUGAUAUCAAGAUAUGCUGAAUGGACCAGCCGACACCCGAGUUAUAUUCCAUUCCAGCUGCAGUUCGUCUCAAGUGGAUUCCAGGACGUCGACAGUGAAGUAUCUGCUGCUGGCAUUUCAACGCUGACAUAA
Molecule: messenger RNA, 603 nt
Organism: Fomitiporia mediterranea MF3/22
Lineage: Eukaryota; Fungi; Basidiomycota; Agaricomycetes; Hymenochaetales; Hymenochaetaceae
Exons: 3
Coding region: 1-603 (200 amino acids)
Biological process (GO): protein import into nucleus
Cellular component (GO): cytoplasm; nuclear membrane
Source: RefSeq, a predicted model, not a curated record